UAAUUAACAAGUGACGUCCCUGGGGCAAGACGGGCCAGCCGGUGGUGUUGUUGUUGUUGUUGGCGGCGCCGGAGUGUGUGAGGACGGGUCCACUCAAGAAGGAACCGAGGAUGUGUUCAUGGUUGUGAUGAGUAGCUACGAGAUCUGUGAUACCCAAGCUAUUACUGUUUACAGCAGCUCAUAGCAAUCUACAAGAACAAUUUUUGAUGUUUUAGUGGCUGUUAAACUGCAUCUACUUACCUAUUUUUAAGUACAACAUUCCAGAUUAAGUGCAAUUACCAGAUAUAUUGAGAAAUUCAUAAGUUCUGUCCAGUAAACUUUUAAAAACUGCUAAUUGUGUCUUAAGUUUUGGAAACAAUAUUAUCUACUGAGAGACUUCUCCGUCGACCUAGUUCAGCUCUGUUCUAGUCUAGUUCUGAUGUCUAGUGGGAUGUGGUCAGCUAGUAAUGGCCCUGUCAGCGGGCGGCUCGGCCCCCUGGUGGGAGCCGUGGACCAGGGCACCUCCUCAACACGCUUCCUGGUAUUCUCAGCCAACACGGGCGAGGUGUUGACCUACCACCAAGAGGAGGUUGCUCAAAUAUACCCCAAUGAAGGCUGGGUGGAGCAGGACUGUAAUGGUCUGCUCAAGUCAGUCCAUACGUGCAUUGAAAAGGCAGUGGAAAACCUUAAAUCUCUGGAAAUUGACCCAGCGGACAUCAAAGCAAUUGGGAUAACCAACCAGCGGGAAACAACAAUUGUGUGGGACAAGACUACCGGGAAGCCACUUUAUAAUGCUAUCGUUUGGUUGGACGCCCGCACCGCCAGCACAGUGGAUGCCGUCUUGAAGGAAACCCCAGGCCAAAACAAGGACUAUCUGAAGGACCUCUGUGGCCUGCCUAUUACCACUUACUUCUCUGCCCUGAAGUUGCGCUGGCUGCUCGACAAUGUGCCUGAGGUGCAGGAGGUGGCGGAGAAAGGGAACCUCUUCUUUGGAACCGUGGACUCCUGGCUGCUGUGGAACAUGACAGGGGGUCUGGAGGGGGGACUUCACGUGACGGAUGUGACCAAUGCUUCCCGUACCAUGCUGAUGAACAUUACCACGCUGAAGUGGGACGCCAACCUGUGCAAAUUUUUCAAGAUUCCGAUGUCCGUUUUGCCUGAAAUUCGGAGCAGUGCGGAGAUCUACGGCUACAUCACCGAUGGGCCGCUGCUUGGCAUUCCCAUCUCAGGAGUGUUGGGUGACCAGCAGGCAGCGCUGGUGGGGCAGAUGUGCCUGUCCCGCGGCCAGGCCAAGAACACUUACGGCACGGGAUGCUUCCUGCUCUACAACACAGGCACACAGAUAGUACAGAGUGAUCACGGCCUCCUCACCACAGUCGCCUACAAGCUGGGCAAGAAAGCGCCAACCAUCUACGCACUGGAGGGUUCUGUUGCCAUUGCUGGGGCUGCCGUGCGCUGGCUAAGGGACAACCUGAGCAUCAUACAGAGCUCGGCAGACAUUGAGAAGCUGGCAAAGACAGUGAAGGACUCGGGUGGUGUGUACUUUGUGCCAGCCUUCUCGGGUCUGUUUGCUCCCUACUGGCGCACCGAUGCUCGAGGGACAAUCUGUGGCUUGACGCAGGGCAGCACAGGCGCCCACCUGGCCCGGGCAGUGCUGGAGGCCGUGUGCUUCCAGACGCGGGAAAUUCUGGACGCCAUGCAGAAGGAUUCAGGGAUUACUUUAAACAAACUUCAAGUGGACGGGGGAAUGACGGGCAAUAAUAUCCUUAUGCAGCUGCAAGCAGACAUUGCAGGAGUGCCAGUUGCUCGGCCCAGCAUGACCGAGACCACUUCCCUGGGGGCCGCCAUGGCAGCGGGGGCGGCGGAGGGCAUAGAGGUGUGGGACCUGACCAAGCUCACACCGCUGACCACAGAUGAUUUCACGCCUGCCAUAAUGCCUGAAGAACGUGAGAUGCGGUACGAGAAAUGGUGCAUGGCGGUCAAGCGGUGCAUGGACUGGGAGCUCCCCCGAGAUAAGCAACCAGGACCAGAGGGACCAUUAAGAAACAUGACCCCCACUGCUACCGGGUUAAGUAUUGCAUCUGAACGAAGAAGAAAUGGAAGGAGAGAAGUGUUAUAGUGUGGGUGUUACCUUAACAUAGCUUGGAGUUAUUCAGAUCAUAUAAGUUGCAAGGUCAGCCUUCACAGAUAUUUUUAUUGUCAUCUUCAUACCAGGUUUGAAUUAUAGCGUCAGUGGUCGUGUGCUGUUGUACUUAAGUUGGACUCAAUUCUUCACAUGAAAACUGGAAGCUAUGUAAUAGGCAAACAUCAUUUUGGAUAAGCGCAACAUUUUUUAAAGCAUACAACACUGCAGCGUCAUGUGUUGAUAACAAAACCCAUGCUGUCAUAGAAUCUCAGUUUUUCAAGGCUAAUUUGAUGUCCCAGGAAGUACUCACAUAACUGCCGAUGUGAACUACAGUCGUCCCUCAAAUAGUACGGUUUCCAAUGGUUUGGUUUUGGUUUUAUACGGAUUGUCAUAGAAGAUUUUUUAGGAUUUUUGAAUUUCCCGACGAGCAGGAAAUUUUAAAAUCCUAAAAGAUCAAUCCGUAUAAAACCAAAACCAAACCAUUGGAAACCGUACUAUUUGAGGGACGACUGUACUUGCUCUGAAACACAUCCUAUUGUUCCUUUGUUUGGGAAGCUUAUUUGUAACUUGUUGUCCCAUGAUAUGAUUUUCUAAAAUUUGUCAGAGCUUUCAUCUACUUCUGAAGCUGGGUGGCAUCAAGAUAUUGGAUUUAUUUGAGAAAGUGUCUAAGGGCCGCUUUCACAGUUACUUCGUUUGUUUUGAUCGUUACCAAUGGUGGCGAUUGACGACGUGAAACUGGCCUAUGGGGUAGUGGCGGCUGCAAUGGAAGCGAGAGGUGUUGAGAGUGUGUAGCAAGGUGCGGGGCUAGGCUAACCUCACAGCCGCCACUCCCCCAGCGGCGAUAACAGACACUGGUAACGAUCAAAACUAACAAAACGACUGUGAAAGCCUCCCUUAGUAACUACUUUGCACUUUGGAAAAUAGCGAUGGGUUUUGUAAAUGUUAUGUUGCAGAUGAAGGUCAUGCGUUACAAUGAAAGGGUGUGAUACGUUUCAGUAACUGGUGCUUUCUCAAGAACUAUCCUCCUAAAUUAGAUUAAUGAGAUAAUAUAGGACUCAAAAUGAAAGUUAGCAUUUCUUGUUAUGUAGUUUGAUUAUUGUUUUAAUCAUGACAAUUUAUGAAAUACUUUAUUGCUAGUGUAACUUUUGUGCUGAGGAAUAUAAUAUACAGUGUAAACUAUUUUUAAAGUGUUAUCUUAUUAAUAGUUUAUUUUCAGAGCUUUGCCAGAUAUAUAGAAAUGAUACCUUAUUAAUGUUUGAUAGUCUAUACAUAUGUAGUCUAUAAUUAGUUUAGAAGUUCAUGAAUCACAGUUUAUAACACAGUCUUCCAUGUUGUGCAUUCUGUUGCAUGAGCCUUAACCCUUUCAUUGCUAAUCGCUCGCAGCAAGACUAUCCCCCCCGGCGCACUCGGGCAGCCCAGUGGGGGGAGGGGGGGCUCUUUUAACUGCUGUAUCUCAAAAACUAUUCAUCACAGCUAAAAACAAAAAAACACCAUUGGAAAGAGGAGGCCAAGAUCAAUAAGAUUCGGUUAUGUGAGCCGCUCCUGCGAACGUACAGGCACGUUCAGCAAGUGACGCUAGUGCUCACUCUUUUAACCUCUGUAUCUCAGUGUAGUAUUGCCAACUGCAAAAUUUACAACUAUUUGGUCAAAAAAUCAGUCAGGUGAUAGGUGAAGCCUUGCAAAAAUGCCGCUAUAUUGGACAACAACAUCCACCAGUUACUCGUCCGUAGAUUUUCCGCGCUAGGCUGAUAUGAUUUUCCACCAAAUUUAGUGGAAAACCCACUGAGUUGGCAAUGCUGUGGGGUGAGAAAUAGUGUUGGAACACUCAUACGCGGGAAAUUUGAGUGCGGCUGACGCUCGCAGGAAGCAUGUAGCACCUGCGGCAAGUUACGCUAGUCCUCGCUGCAAGCAUUUAGCAUCAAAAGGGUUAAGCCUCCCCGUCCACACUGGGCAUUAAGGCGUGCGGUGUGUUGUGUAUGGUAAGAAAGGCAAGGAAAGGAGGAAGGGAAGGGUAAUUUCAGUGUCAGAACAUGGCGGAGGGGUCUUAAGAACAUAAG
Messenger RNA from Eriocheir sinensis (Chinese mitten crab), 4161 nucleotides. Its product is annotated as glycerol kinase-like. Bases 419 to 2098 code for a protein of 559 amino acids. Gene Ontology annotation, molecular function: glycerol kinase activity. Gene Ontology annotation, cellular component: mitochondrion. The record is from RefSeq and is a predicted model, not a curated record. Gene Ontology annotation, biological process: glycerol metabolic process; triglyceride metabolic process; glycerol-3-phosphate biosynthetic process. Lineage: Eukaryota; Metazoa; Arthropoda; Malacostraca; Decapoda; Varunidae. The transcript is spliced from 13 exons.